GACGUACAGUUCACUCGAAGAAGAGAAGGACGUCUACUGCGACGACGAUAACAAUCUACGAUGGCAGCAACAGCAGCGCAAACACAGAAGCCAACCCCACCGAUGGCGGCAUUUCCACCCGAUCCGUUCCUGUCUCCCGAGAAUGGAGGCACUACCGAGUUCAGUGGUCUUCCAACGAUUGAUUCGAGCGCUUCUGGUGAUGCCGACACCACGGACGAUUCCUUGCCACAUUCUGCAAUCAGUCCGGUAGCUCGGAAGAUAUUGCUGGGGGCUGACGACGAUCUUUUUGACGAUCUCGAGUUUGGCGACGAAAGCAACAACGAGCAUAAGAGUCCCCUGGCAGAAGAGUUUCCGUUUGAAAUGCCAUUCGAUGACAGAGAAGUGAAUGGAACGACCAACCUCAACUACCGGCGAGAAAGGCAGGAUUCGUUUCCCGACGUCGAGGAACUCAAGCUUUCUGUUGCAGCGGCUGGGAAAUCGAGUGUAUCGUCCUCUCUGUUGUCCGAACGAAAACGACAGAUUGGUUGCAUGUUAUUUUCACUKGUGAUKGGAAUCAUUGCUCUGAUCGCUUUUGUAGCAAUUGCAAUUGAUGCCAGGAAAAAUCGACACCAAACAACAAGCAUCGACUCUCAAAAUCACAAUAAAAACAGCGUGGAGAAUUUGGAUGACUCCGGCAGCUCGACUCUUGUCUUUGACGGCAAAGGCACUUCCGUCGGAAAGUACGACGACCGAGAAGUCCACUUGAAAAAUUAUUUCGCUCGCUACGGCAUUGUCGAAGAGAUCAACUACCAGGGUUCUUGGACAGCCGCCAUGAACACUCCACAAUCCGAAGCGAUUGCGUGGCUUGCGAACGAGGACACGCAAUUUCCGGUCCUUCCGACACACAACGAGGGACCGGACACCCCACAGGGAUACAAGUUAUUGAUGCGGUAUGCUAUGGCCGUCUUAUACUUUGCGACGGAUGGAGAAAACUGGAAGAACGACUUGCAUUUUCUGGAUGCGGAGAAACCGACCUGCGAUUGGUUUCAAGUCUUUCCGCCACCGAUGGGUCAGGUCGGUGUUUUGUGCAACCAAAACACCCAAGAGAUCGUCGGUCUUUCGCUAAGUGAGUAAUAUUCAUUCUUUCAUUUGUUGGUGUUUUCAAAGGCUCGAACGUUGCAAGUUUUCUUCUCUGCGAAUUUUUCUUCAAGAGCAUUACUAUUAUUGAAUAUUCCUCAUGUGUAGUUUUUCAUCCCCAUUGCUUUAUCUCUCGUUUCCAAUUGAUGUUGCCUACUACGUGUACAUUUCUCGUGCAUCCUUAGUUAGCAACAACCUCGUGGGUACCCUUCCGGCCGAAAUAUCGCUAUUGACAUCUCUGACAUAUCUGGAGUCCAUCGAAAACGAAUUGGGUGGGACAAUACCGUACGAAUGGCACAACCUGCAAAAUUUAAGAACCUUGAUCAUGGGCUUUAGUCAACUUACAGGGACACUUCCAUCCUGGAUGCCAUUGGCGUGGCCCAACCUAGAAUAUCUAUAUCUAAGCAACAACGAGCUUUCGGGAUUUAUUCCCGAUGAGUUUUUCGGCUUUCAGAAAUUGUCGAUCUUGGCCCUCGACGACAACCUUUUUACAGGAAGGACGGACGUGAUUUGGAACUCACUGCAUUCCCUCGAACAUCUAUACAUAGAGGACAAUGGCUUUACAGGAACCUUACCCAAUCUCAUAGCAAAGUCUCACCCAGCCCUUGUUACGCUGGAUAUUUCUUCGAAUCGGCUCAACGGUAGCCUCCCUGACGAUCUCUUUCGGUUGCCUAAAUUGGAGAUUCUCGACGUGCACUCCAACCAUUUUAUUUCUAGUAUUCCGGAAGAUGUUCCUGAAAACAAUCAACACUUGAAAUUCCUAGCCCUUUACAGAAACGAUCUCAAGGGAUCCAUUCCAUCAGCGAUUGCCAAUUUACGACACCUAUCACACCUUGAUCUGUCGAGCAAUUAUCUCACGGGAACGAUUCCCGCAGAGCUGGAAAAAUUGAGCGACACCUUGACGUAUCUAUUUUUGGGAGCCAAUGAUUACAACGAGGGCCCCAUACCGAGCUUCGUUUAUGACAUGACCAAUCUGCGGGAAUUGUCCUUGAAGAGCACGCAUCGGACGGGGACUAUUUCGGGAGUGAUCGGAGCACUCGAAUCCCUGCUGGUGCUGGACUUGGAUGACAACAAACUAUCGGGGUCGAUACCGGAUCAAAUCGGCAUGUUGACAAAUCUACAAUUUCUUCUGUUGAAUCGAAACCAGUUGACCUCAUCGGUCCCGAGCCACGCCCUGGCCAAACUGGAAAAGCUCCGCGUUUUGCUCCUGGAUAACAACCGCAUCUUUGGAGAUCUUAACCCCAUCUGCGGAUUGGAUGAUUUGACCACCGUCUUUGUGGAUUGUGGAGAAGUCGCGUGCCUCGAGGGCUGCUGUUUCUGCUGCCUAGAUGGCCAGGUCUGUCACAAUUACGAUCACAUCGCCAGCCACGAUCCACUCUGGGAAGGCGAUUACAAGCGGCAAUUUUUUGACUUUUCCUCCAACGAAGAGAACGGCAACGGCGGACGCUACUACCCUAACCGCGACGAUGAUUAUUGGUAAUUGAUAUAUUUCAAAACACAAACAGUAAAAGAAAACGUUUCUU
This is a messenger RNA of Pseudo-nitzschia multistriata, 2639 nucleotides long. The record is from the annotation of a GenBank genome assembly. Lineage: Eukaryota; Bacillariophyta; Bacillariophyceae; Bacillariales; Bacillariaceae.